AUGGGAUCAUUGGUGUCACUAUUUUCGUUGCCACGAAGGACCUGGGUGUCCAAUAUUGACUCCCGUGACGACAUUCCUAUGACGAGCGUUUGUAAACAUUUCUCUCGGCUUCCCGGUCAGCAGUCUCUUUUUAAUUCAAUAAACGGACAUUAUUUCCUGCUCACUGUUCAAGCCCAGUUUAUUAACUGGUCACACGUUUUCACUAGAUCGUUUAUGGUUAUUUUUCUCACCAGUGUUCCCAAUAUUAUCAUUACUACUGUCUUCGUUCCUUUCUACGUUAAAACCAAAAGAACGUUCUUUUCUUUUUUCUUUUUGUUUUUUUAUUUCUUUAUUCUUUCUUUCUUUUUGUUUGUUUCUUUUCUUUCUUUCUUUGUUUUUUCUUCGCAUUUUUUCUUUUUUCUUUCUUUCUUCUCUUUUCUUUUUCUUUCGGUUUUUCUCAUUUUUCUUUAUUUAAUUUUUCUUUCAUUCUUCCCUUUUCUUUUUUCUUCUGUCUUCUUUCUUUCUUUCUUUUUCUUUUUUCCUUUUUCUUUGUUUUUCUUUGUUCUUUUUUGUUUCUUCUUUCUUUGUUUUUUUUCUUUCAUUUUCCUUUCUUUCUUUCUUUCUUUCUUUCUUUCUUUCUUUCAGUAA
This is a messenger RNA of Acanthosepion pharaonis, 627 nucleotides long. NCBI's taxonomy places the organism in Eukaryota, Metazoa, Mollusca, Cephalopoda, Sepiida, Sepiidae. The record is from the annotation of a GenBank genome assembly.